AGGCUGCAGCGGAAUGGCGGCGAGCACAGAGCGGCAGGCAGGCAGGCGGGCAGGGCGUUUCGGGCCAGAGGGAAGCCUCCCGCGUUCCCCGGCAGAGCUGCGUUCUUUGUCUCUCGCAGCAGAGGAGUUUGGGCAGCUGCAGGGAUGGAUUUGCCUGCACUCAAGCUGCUGCUGCCAGAGCCCCUCCGUGUCAAUCUGUGCUGCCGUUGGGUUCUGCAGCUCUCUCCAGCAAGCAUGGCAUGAGCUGAAGGAGCAGCAGGAGCAGCAUGGCCGUUCCCCAGGCAGCAGGAGGGUUCAGCCCAGCACCAGCUCAUGCGGGAGGAGCAGAUGCUGAGGAACAUCCCCCACGAGACGCAGGUGGCCAAAGAGGCUGGGUCAGGAGAGUCCCAUUUCAUUCUUGAUGCUUUCUUUAAGAGAGGCAUACAACUGAGCUCCCUCAGAGAAGCAGCAUGAAGUGCAUGAAGGAUGCUGGCUGCACUCAGUACAGACAAGGCACAUUGGAGUGCCAAAAAGGAGACCUUCUUCACCUGCUUCUCCUGUGCAAGCUCUUCUGUCUGUCUGCUGAGAUGUUUCUGCCUGUUUCUCUGGCAGAGAAGUGUUUGCUUUUUGGGCUGGCGAGCUGACCAUCCGUACUACCGUCGCCUUGAAUGCCUCCAACCAGCAGUGUUUGCUGCCAGACAGACACCUGGAGAAGACAGAGGACAUGCUGCGGUGGCUCCGAUUGUUACGCCGUGUGAUUUAUCUUCCUGUCCUGGCUGUCUUCCCGUGCUGGGUGCUGGCAGUGAAUACGUGGUGAGGAGUGCUUGGGGUGUGCCAUCCUUUGCUGUUCUCACUGUGGGAACUCCAAGAGCCAUGGAAUGGGCACAGGCUGGUGAUGGACUUCUGCAACGAAGCAAGAGAGUCAUCUAUGAGGCCAAGGCUGCUGUAAUGAUAAACCAAGAGCAAGUGCGACUGAAAGAGCUUUGCAGAAAGCAGGAGUCAGCCACCUGCCACCCAUCCCCUCCUGACCCCAACCCCAGAAACCCAAAGCAGCACUUGGCACAGGAGGUCUCUCGUGUUGCAGUCUCAACUUCAAGCCCUGGAAUACUUUGCUUCAGCCAGCAGCAUGGGGUUGGAUACCAACAGCAGAGUCGACUUAACCUGUGACUAAGUGAACUUUAAGUGUUCUGACUCCACAGUGGAACCUGAUAAAGAAAGAUGUGAAUGGAA
This is a messenger RNA of Pogoniulus pusillus (Red-fronted tinkerbird), 1209 nucleotides long. RefSeq names its product protein disulfide-isomerase TMX3-like. Lineage: Eukaryota; Metazoa; Chordata; Aves; Piciformes; Lybiidae. Gene Ontology annotation, cellular component: endoplasmic reticulum; cell surface. The coding region runs from base 466 to 1146 and encodes 226 amino acids. Gene Ontology annotation, biological process: peptidyl-cysteine oxidation. The record is from RefSeq and is a predicted model, not a curated record. The transcript has 9 exons. Gene Ontology annotation, molecular function: protein disulfide isomerase activity.